Molecule: messenger RNA, 252 nt
Organism: Purpureocillium lilacinum
Lineage: Eukaryota; Fungi; Ascomycota; Sordariomycetes; Hypocreales; Ophiocordycipitaceae
Source: RefSeq, a predicted model, not a curated record
AUGUCUUCCGACGAGUCCAACGAGUAUGUGUCGCGUCAGGGCGACAAGUCUGAGAUCCCCGUCCAAGCGGACGAGUCCAAGGUCGAAGACCCUAUUGAUGAGACCAUGGCCAAUUCAGAUGCACAGCUCGAGCGUGAUGACGCCGAGGCCAUCGAUAAGAGCAACAUAAUUAAGGAGCGCACUCGCCAUGCUGAGCCGCAGGGCGGAUAUCGCGAGCCUGGAGAUAAUGAGGGCAUUCCCACUGAUGACUAG